Trametes versicolor FP-101664 SS1 is the source of this 1245-nucleotide messenger RNA. Its product is annotated as Mov34-domain-containing protein. Gene Ontology annotation, molecular function: deNEDDylase activity; protein binding; metallopeptidase activity. Bases 14 to 1102 code for a protein of 362 amino acids. NCBI's taxonomy places the organism in Eukaryota, Fungi, Basidiomycota, Agaricomycetes, Polyporales, Polyporaceae. The record is from RefSeq and is a predicted model, not a curated record. Gene Ontology annotation, biological process: protein deneddylation. Gene Ontology annotation, cellular component: cytoplasm; COP9 signalosome. The transcript has 7 exons.
GGCGGCAGCGACCAUGGCGUCCUCCUCAUCCAGCAUCCCUCUGAAGACGUUCUCGCUCGAAAAUGACAUCAAGGAGCUCAGCGCGCAGGACGAUAUCUUCAGAUACGAUCAAGUAGAGAACAAGCGGAUAAACGUCGAGAGGCCUUGGGCACGCGACCCACACUACUUCAAAGUGUGCAAGAUUUCGGCUGUGGCACUCAUCAAGAUGGCCAUUCACGCAAGAUCGGGUGUUCCAUAUGAGAUCAUGGGCAUCAUGCAGGGCAAGGUGCAAGGGAACGCACUCGUCAUUAUCGACUCGUUCGCGCUGCCCGUACAAGGCACGGAAACGCGCGUCAACGCAGCGAACGAGGCGAACGAGUACAUGGUCCAAUAUGUCGAGGGCAGCGAACGGGUAUCACGCCUCGAGAACGCGAUCGGCUGGUAUCACUCCCACCCGGGGUACGGCUGCUGGCUCUCGGGCAUCGACGUGAACACGCAGAUGCAGAACCAGAAGUUCCAAGACCCGUUCGUCGCGGUCGUCAUCGACCCGAACCGCACGAUCUCGGCGGGCAAGGUUGACAUCGGCGCGUUCCGCACGUACCCGGAGGGGUACUCGCCCCCGGACGCCGGCAGCAGCGAGUACCAAAGCAUCCCUCUGAACAAGAUCGAGGACUUCGGCGUGCACGCGAACCAGUACUACCCGCUCGAGGUGCAGAUCUUCAAAUCCACACUGGAUUCGGAGCUUCUGGGCCUGCUAUGGAAUAAGUACUGGGUGAACACGCUCAGCCAGAGCGCGCUCAUUUCGAAUCGAGCAUACGCAGCGUCGCAGCUUGCAGACCUGCACCAGAAGCUGACCAAGGCACAAACCUCAGUUCCUGGGACACGGGCGCCACAGCCGAUCCUUAUUGACGAGAAGGCCGUCAUCAAGAACAAGGAAGACAAGAAGAAGGACGAGUCCGCCCUAGCGAAAGCGGUGAAAGACAGCGACAAGAUCGCCACGGAGGCGCAACACGGUCUUAUCGCGCAAGUCCUCAAGGACGUUAUCUUCUCGUCGCGCCUCAGUGCUCCGGGCUCCACCACGAACGUCUCCGAUGCCGUCGACACAGCGAUGGCGAUCGGCUGAGCGUUCCCCAGUAUCGAGUUGCAGGGAAUAGAGUCCCGGAUCUGUACGUUUUGUCUUCCCCCGAUCGAUGUAAUCAGUACCGUCGCAGCGCUGUCGUUGUCGUGCUCCUCUGCAUGUAGACUCCCAAUGUAUUCUAUCCACCC